AUGCAACAGGUUAAAUCUGAACAAAGUAUGAAGGAUUAUUGGGAAAAGAUGAUCAUCGAACAGAAGGAGAAAUUACGCUCUCAAGGGUUUAAUGAAGAUGUGUCCAAGGAGGAAGGAGAAUCUUCAACUAAAAAAGUAUCUCGAAAAAGAAAAUCAGUGAAUUAUAAUGAAGACCAGAUUCAUCUACCUAAAAGAAAAUCCACCAAGUCUGUAAAUAACAUUGACGAUGAUAACAAGAUUACAGAUGAACAAAUAGCCCAUUUCGAUCGCAUUUUCCAUGACCUAGACCCAGAAAAGAUGUGA
Messenger RNA from Funneliformis caledonium, 303 nucleotides. NCBI's taxonomy places the organism in Eukaryota, Fungi, Glomeromycota, Glomeromycetes, Glomerales, Glomeraceae. The record is from the annotation of a GenBank genome assembly.